AUGCCAGUAGUAUUGAAAGAAGAACUUGAGCCAGUUGCAAAGAAAUCGAAGACAAUGCCUACUAGUGGUAUUCUUAAAUUCGCUCGUUUGACUAAGCAUGCCUAUAGUCCAUCACGGGGUUCUAAACUAGCCGCUGGAUAUGAUUUGUACAGUGCCUACGAUUAUAUGAUUCCAGCUAGAGGUAAACAAGUAGUGAAAACAGACAUUCAGAUAGCCCUGCCAGAUGGAUGUUAUGGACGUAUAGCACCAAGAUCUGGUCUUGCAGCUAAACACUUCAUAGAUGUUGGAGCGGGAGUGAUAGACCAAGAUUACAGAGGAAAUGUUUGUGUACUCCUGUUCAACCAUAGCGAGAAUGAGUUCAAAGUAAAUAAAGGUGACCGGAUAGCACAGCUGAUUUGUGAAAGGAUUUACACACCAGAGCUUGAAGAAUGUGAGAAAUUGGACGAUACGGAUCGUGGGUCUGGUGGAUUUGGAUCAACUGGGAAAAACUAGUAAAUAAGAAGACAUGCUGAUUGGUGUCUGUGAAAAAUUAAAAUGUUUUGACUCAGUGGAACAAAAAUAAGAAUGCAAUUAUGUCAGAACAAUGACAUGUGUGUGUGUGUGAAAACUUACUUAAAUGUUAACCAGAUCUAGAAAAUGUGAAGAAAGUGACGACAAAUUACUACUAAUACUACUCACACCAGAUCUAGAUAAUGUUAUUGCUGUAUAUGUACAUAUUUUUGUGUCUUCAGAUAUUGUGCUAAAAUAUCACAACUACAUCAGUUUCUGUAUAUGAUUAACAUAACAAAAGCUUAUUUGUUGAAUAUCAUAUUACGAUAAAAUUGUAUUCUGUCAAAACAUUAACAAUAUUUGAUAAAUUCUUGGUGUGAUGUUGAUACUUAUAUCUUUGUUUCUCCAGAGGAAAAUCUAUGUAGACUUGUGUGAUAUUCUGUAGAUCUGUUUUCUUACUGUCCUAAUUGUUCCUCCAGGGAGAAAAUCUGUGUAGACUUGUGUGAUAUUCUGUAGAUCUGUUUUCUAACUGUCCUAAUUGUUUCUGCGGAGGAAAAUCUAUGUAAACUUGUGUGAUAUUCUGUAGAUCUGUUUUCUUACUGUCCUAAAUAUCAGAGAAAGGCACACUGAAACAUUUGUGAUCUUCAUGGCUGUAAAUAAUCCAUGACAAUAAAAUACCACCAAUUAGAUUUCAGGUGAAGUACUAUCAGUGCUCCAUGUUGUACCGGUAUAACUAACAAUUAGAUUUCAGGUGAAGUACUAUCAGUGCUCCAUGUUGUACCGGUAUAACUAACAAUUAGAUUUCAGGUGAAGUACUAUCAGUGCUCCCUGUUGUACAGGUAUAACUAACGCCAAAUUAGAGUAAAAAAAAUCAAAUAGUAUUUCAUUAAACUGCUAGUAAGUAAUUAGUCUAACAAGACAUCAGUUUACCUGGCUCAUUAUCAUCUUCCACAGCUAAUAAUCACUCUAUCAGUUAUUUAGCGAUUAUCAUUACGUAAUUUGGUAAUCCUGAUACCGUAUUUGAUAUAAUAAGCGGUUUAUAAGGAGAUGUACUCAAGAAAAACAUUAAAAAAUCUAUAUCUAAGAUGGUCUAAGAUGGUUUUAUUGCAUGUGAAAAAAAACUUGUGAUUUUGUAAAUACAUGAACUGUACAGUAGAUUUUUUAGUACUGAAUGUGUUUCUUUUACAUCUAAGAUGGUCUCACCCCCCCACCCCCCCCUUAAAUGAAAUUUUUAAGUGCCCUGGGUGCUUCUUGGAUUGAAUACGGUAUCUCAAGGGUUGAGGCUUAUGGUACUUGUAAGUCUAGGAAGAUUGUCAAUAUCAAGUCAAAAGAUGAAUAUAAAUAGUGAAUAUUCAGAGCGCUGUCUUUUCCAUCUGUUACAAGUACUGUAGAACUUCCUUUUUGCUGGACUUAAUUUUUGCAAUUUUAGUAAAUUUGAAAAUUCUGAAUAAUUGAUUUUUUGAGCUACCCAUGUGUUGAAAUAUGAUGCAUUACAAAACGGGCUGUAUGGUUCCAAAUUGUCUGGCGAAUUCCUACCUCCUCUGGUUCUUAAAUUCAUAUUUCCAAAGUUAUAUCUACAGUUUUCAAUUAAAUUGCUGAAUUUUGAUAAACCUCACUUGGAUAGCUCCCAGAUUUAUUAUGUAGAUGAAGCUUAACAUCCAUCGAUAUAAUAUAUAUAUAUACAAACUACAAACAAACUUUCCUUUGAAGUACAUACUAGAUAAUUGUGUUUUUAUCAUUUUUGCCUGCUUGUAGAAGUUGCCAUAUAAGUGUAGAAAAUGUUUUGUUAUUAUUUGUAUAUUUACUUAGUUGUAGGAUGCUCAACUAUCGAAGAUUUACCACCAUCAUGUGUUCAAAGUUUUGUACAGAGACCUAUGUGUCUGGCUAAAUAUAACUAGGGAAUCCCCUAAUGAUAUUGUGUUCAAUGUGAUAAAUGUGGCUAAAUAUAACUUUAGGGAAUCCCCUAAUGAAAUUUUGUUCAAUGUGAUAAAUGCUGUUAAAGAGAAUCUUGUGUGCUAAAUCUAUAGUAUAAAAAAAAAUGUUUGUACAAUGUAUCAUAACAUGACAAUUGAAUGUAAAUGUUAUAAUUAUGAUGUUAGAAUUCAUGUGUACAACCAAACCAAGUUUAUGUUCACAUUUAUCCACAAUAUUGUGAGGUGGCUGAAGAGAGCAAAACAUUGUAUGAUGUAAAAGUUCCUGUUUAUUUAUGCCACAGUAUAUAUUAAGGUCUACAUUUUCAAUACAAGAAUGAACUGUCACAGAGUCAUUGUAGUGACAUCAAACGUUGGGUCAUUGUAGUGUCAUCAAACAAUGGGUCAUUGUAGUGUCAUCAAACACUGGGUCAUUGUAGUGUCAUCAAACACUUGGUCAUUGUAGUGUCAUCAAAGAUUGGGUAAUUGUAGUGUCAUCAAACACUGGGUCAUUGUAGUGUCAUCAAACAUUGGGUCAUUGUAGUGUCAUCACACAUUGGGUCAUUGUAGUGUCAUCAAACACUUGGUCAUUGUAGUGUCAUCAAACAUUGGGUCAUUGUAGUGUCAUCAAACAUUGGGUCAUUGUAGUGUCAUCACACAUUGGGUCAUUGUAGUGUCAUCAAACAUUGGGUCAUUGUAGUGUCAUCAAACACUGGGUCAUUGUAGUGUCAUCAAACACUGGGUCAUUGUAGUGUCAUCAAACAUUGGGUCAUUGUAGUGUCAUCACACAUUGGGUCAUUGUAGUGUCAUCACACAUUGGGUCAUUGUAGUGUCAUCAAACACUGGGUCAUUGUAGUGUCAUCACACAUUGGGUCAUUGUAGUGUCAUCAAACACUUGGUCAUUGUAGUGUCAUCAAACAUUGGGUCAUUGUAGUGUCAUCAAACAUUGGGUCAUUGUAGUGUCAUCAAACAUUGGGUCAUUGGAGUGUCAUUAGGAUAUUGAUAUUACACUCUUUAUACAUCGUAAAGUUGGCAUGUGUUAUUGACACAUUUACUUGAUUUCAUAAUUCCUUAUUCAAUAAAUUUCAGUUGUAUCGAA
Molecule: messenger RNA, 3498 nt
Organism: Ylistrum balloti
Lineage: Eukaryota; Metazoa; Mollusca; Bivalvia; Pectinida; Pectinidae
Product: deoxyuridine 5'-triphosphate nucleotidohydrolase, mitochondrial-like
Exons: 6
Coding region: 1-492 (163 amino acids)
Biological process (GO): dUTP catabolic process; dUMP biosynthetic process
Molecular function (GO): magnesium ion binding; dUTP diphosphatase activity
Source: RefSeq, a predicted model, not a curated record